Messenger RNA from Durusdinium trenchii, 1699 nucleotides. NCBI's taxonomy places the organism in Eukaryota, Dinophyceae, Suessiales, Symbiodiniaceae. The record is from the annotation of a GenBank genome assembly.
CAAUUUUAAGGCACGACUUUGUCUUGCCUCUUGGCCCGACUUGCGACAUGAGUUGCUUCCGACCACGGGCCGCUCGGGCGGCACUGGGGCUGGCGAGACAUCGCCGCUGCGCAGCAACGUUUCCACAAGUGAAUCCUCGAAAUGGGCAGACUUUCCAUGUCUACGAAGCCAUGAGCGAAGACACCGUUGGACAGAUCGUGGAGAAGGCCAAUGUGGCUUUUCAGGAAUGGCGACAAGUCCCUGCUGCCGAACGUGUAGCAGCGCUUGCGCCUCUGGCCGAACGCUUGAGACAUCGUGCUGACGAGGCUGCAGAGCUCAUGUGCCAGGAGAUGGGGAAGCCCCUAGCCCAGGGCAAAGCAGAGGUGAUGAAAUGCGCUUACUUAGUUGAUUGGUAUGCAGAAAAUGGCGCAGAGUUUCUGAAAGACACGGAGUAUCCUGCACUACCGGGUUUCCAGAAGUCUUUUGUCACCUACCAGCCCCUUGGUUUGAUCCUCUCCAUUAUGCCUUGGAACUUUCCUAUGUGGCAGGUGGUGCGGAUGGGUGUGCCGACCCUCAUGGCGGGCAAUGGAGUUCUACUGAAGCAUGCGCCCAACUGCUUUGGAAGCAGCCUCCUUUGCGAGGAGCUGCUGAAGGAUCUUCUGCCGGAUGGCUUGUUCCGGUCAAUGAUCCUUGACGUGCCACAGACCAAUAAGGUCUUGGAGCAUCCGUCCAUUCAAGGUGUGGCCUUGACAGGCUCUGAAGUUGCAGGACGAGCUGUGGCUGCUAAAGCAGGGUCCCUUCUCAAGAAGGCAGUUGUUGAGCUGGGAGGAAGCGAUGCCUACGCCAUCCUGGCCGACUGCGAUUUGGACAUGGCUGCUGAGGCAGUGGUGAACGCUCGGGUGGCGAACAGUGGACAGACCUGCAUUGCACCCAAGCGGGCCAUUGUGGAGAAGAGCGUCAAGGCAGCCUUUGAGCAGAAGGUCGUGGAGAAGAUAUCUCGAAAGAAGUAUGGAGUGGACUAUGGCCCACUGGUGCAUCCUGUGGGCCGUGAUCAAGUAGCCAAACAGGUGGUCGAGACUCAAUCGCAAGGAGCCAAACUCCUUUGUGGCGGACCAGAUGUGAAAGUGCCAACAUCUGACUGUGGCAAGUCCUUCUUCCCGCCGACGGUUUUAACGGAUGUGAGACCUGGCAUGACGGCCUUCGAAACGGAGAUCUUCGGUCCAGUGAUCUCUAUCAUUGAGGCAGAAGAUGAAUUGGAGGUGAUCCGACUUGCGAAUCAGACCCACUAUGGAUUGGCUGGGGCAAUUUUCACAAGUGAUCUUCAGAAGGGCGAGCGCAUGGCUGUGAAGGAUAUUGAUGCUGGGAUGUGCUUCGUGAACGACUUUGUGCGCUCGGAUCCCUCCUUGCCCUUCGGAGGGGUUAAGAGCUCGGGUCUGGGCCGUGAGUGCGCGGCCUUUGGGAUGUUAGAGUUUGUCAAUGUGAAGACCAUUUGUGUCAAGUAAGCCGGUGCCGUGCCCGGCCCGCAAGGCGGUGCCGUAAGGCGGUGCCAUCGUUCUUUGAUAUCUUUUGCUUUUCUUUUGGGACAAGGUCAGCUAGCCUUUGUACAGGUCCACGAUGCCUGAAGGCAUAUUGUUCAACUGAGCAGCUGACAAGUUCGAACCUGCAUUCGGAAGGACGACCGACCAACAGAGGAGAUAGCGCAACGAAUGAAUCAGUGAAG